AUGAGCAGCAGCAGCGCGCCCCCCACCAUGCCGAGCAGCAGCAGCGACGGCAGCAGCAGCGACAGCAGCAGCAGCAGCAGCAGCAGCAGCAGCAGCGCUGUGGCUGCAGCUUCUUGUGCCGCUGCUGCUGCUGCUGCGAGUCCCGCUGCUGCAGCAGCGGGAACCUUCGUGGGGGGCUCGUUGCCGGGGCUGCCGCCUGCUGCAGCAAAGUCCGCAGCAGCAGCAGCAGCAGCAGCAGGACUGCUGCUGCAGCCGCGGCCCCCCGGCUGGAGCCUGGGCCUGUGGGGCGGGCAGCCGCAACUGCUGCUGCUGCUGGGGGCCCAGUGGGGAGAUGAAGGCAAGGGGAAAGCUGUGGACUAUUUUGCUGCUGCAGCAGAUGUUUGCUGCCGCUUCAACGGGGGCCACAACGCGGGCCACCAGCUGCAGCGCAGCAGCUGCUGCUUCAGCUUCCACUUGCUGCCUGCUGCUGCUCUCAGCAGCAAAGCCAAGAUCUUCAUUGGCAACGGAGUCGUUGUCAGUUUGCGCCAGCUCGUCAAGGAGCUGCUGCAGCUGCACGCGCUGCAGCUGCAGCAGCAGCUGCAGCAGCAGCAGCAGCAGCAGCAGCAGGAGGGGCGGGAGCAGCAGCAGCAGGAGGGGCGGGAGGGGGAGCAGCAGGAGGACGUGGCUGCUGCUGCUGCUGCGGCGGCGGAGUUGGCGGCGAAGUUUGCUGCUGCGCAGACUGCGGAGGAAGCAGCAGCAGCAGCAGCAGCAGCCUGGGAGUUGGGGAGUUGGGAUCGGUUUGAAGAGAAGUACUUGGCUGUUGCUGCUGCGCUGCAGCAGCAGUGUGGGGCCCCACUAGGUGUGGGGUGUGCAGCAGAGCUCGAGGAGCACCGGGUGUACAGACACCUGCUCGCCCCACAACUCACUGACACCGCCCCGCUGCUGCUGGGGGCUGUCUUGUGUGGGGCCCGUUUGCUGCUGGAAGGGGCUAAUGCUGCGCUGCUGGACUUGGACUUGGGGACUUAUCCUUUUGUGACUUCCUGCUGCACCACAGCAGCAGCAGCAGCAGCAGGGCUGGGGCUGCCGCUGCGCUGCUUCGCCCCACACUUUGCUGCAGUUGUGGGGGUGGCCAAGGCCUACUCCACGCGUGUGGGGCGGGGCCCCUUCCCCACGGAGCUGCGGGAUCGAGUGGGGGAUCGUCUCCAGCGUGUGGGGCGGGAGCUGGGAUCGACUACUGGCCGAUCCCGCCGCUGCGGCUGGCUCGACCUCCCGCUGCUGCUGCAUGCAGCAAGACUCAAUGGAUUUGACUGUCUCUUUUUGAACAAGUUGGAUGUCUUGUCGGGGAUCGAUCCCCUGCUGCUGUGCGUGGCUUACAGAGACAGCAGCAGCGGGCUGCUGCUGCCGCCCCACACUUUUCCCGCUGCAGCGCAGCAGCUGCAGCAGGUCCUUCCGGUGUACGAACACCUCCCGGGCUGGCAGCAAAACAUUUCCCGCUGCAGAUCUUUCCACCAACUCCCCCCCAACGCUCAGCUGUACGUACACCGCGUCCAGCAGCUCCUCGGCAUCCCCGUCGCCUUCAUCGGCGUCGGGCCCGACACAGACGACGUCAUCCGCAACUUCUAA
This is a messenger RNA of Eimeria necatrix, 1602 nucleotides long. Its product is annotated as adenylosuccinate synthetase, putative. Gene Ontology annotation, biological process: IMP metabolic process; 'de novo' AMP biosynthetic process. Gene Ontology annotation, cellular component: cytoplasm. Bases 1 to 1602 code for a protein of 533 amino acids. The transcript is spliced from 2 exons. Gene Ontology annotation, molecular function: adenylosuccinate synthase activity; GTP binding. NCBI's taxonomy places the organism in Eukaryota, Apicomplexa, Conoidasida, Eucoccidiorida, Eimeriidae. The record is from RefSeq and is a predicted model, not a curated record.